Labrus mixtus (cuckoo wrasse) is the source of this 4753-nucleotide messenger RNA. Its product is annotated as TBC1 domain family member 8. The record is from RefSeq and is a predicted model, not a curated record. Lineage: Eukaryota; Metazoa; Chordata; Actinopteri; Labriformes; Labridae. The transcript is spliced from 20 exons. Gene Ontology annotation, molecular function: calcium ion binding. Bases 222 to 3614 code for a protein of 1130 amino acids.
CGGGCGUGAGGGAGGAGACGUGAGGCGCGAGGAAGUGCGAGACCUGCAGCUGUCAGGAGCGCAGGAGAAACCCGAACCAUGGAGAAACACGAAAACCCGCCUCUGUAGUGUCCACUGUGCCGCUCCCGAGCCGGAGGUCGGGCGGGGAAAACUUUUUCUACCGCCGCUACAGGGACCGAGACAGCGGAGGGCUUCCUCCUGGUCCCACCCUGCUGGACGAUAUGUGGCUGAACCCGGAGGAAGUUCUGCUGAAAAACGCUCUGAAGCUAUGGGUGACCGAGAGGAGCAACGACUUCUUCCUCCUGCAGAGGAGGAGAGGCCACGGGGAGCCUACAGGCAGGUUCACAGGUCUCCUAGUGGGGGCGCUGGACACAGUCCUGGACUCCAAUGCCAGGGUCACACCCUUCCGAAUUCUCCUUCAGGUUCCAGGUUCACAGAUCAGCUGGGUGAUCGCCAGCGGAGUUGCCAUAGAGGAGGUGAAUAAGCACUGGGACUGGCUGAUCCACAACCUGCUCCACUCUCUGUCUGUGUUUGAGAACAAGCAGGAUGUGGCGAGCUUCGUCAGAGGCAAAGUCAGGGGCCUUAUCGCUGAGGAUGCUUGGGGUCGCCAGGCGGCCCAGGAGGAGGACCCGGCGAAGUUCAGAGAUGCUCUGCUGAAGUUUGAGCUUCACUUCGGCCUCCCUUCGUCAGAGAAACUGGUGACGUACUACUCGUGCUGCUGCUGGAAGGGCCGGGUGCCUCGACAGGGCUUCCUCUACCUCAGCAUCAACCACAUGGCCUUCUACUCCUUCCUGCUGGGGAAGGAAGUGAAGUUUGUGAUUCCCUGGGCCGACGUGAUGCGGUUGGAGCGGGUCUCCAGCGGUCUAAUGACAGAGGCGAUAAGGGUCAACACUCGGCAGCGACAGAGGGAGUUCUCCAUGUUCCUGAACCUGGAGGAGACCUUCAGGGUCAUUGGUCAGCUGGCUGACAUCUCCCUGAGGCGGCUGCUGGACAGCGAAGGCCUGGAGCUGGACCGAGUCCUGCAGCAGCCCACACGCAUCACCAAAAGGAUCCUGGAAGAACAGGCGUUAAGAGAGUACGUCCUGGCUCUGUUUCGGCUCCCUCGCAGUGAAAGACUCCACGAGGUGGCGUCCUGUUCCGUUUGGACCCCACACUCUCGCUGUCAUACAGCCGGGACUCUCUACACCACCGACAGCUACCUGUGUUUCUCCAGCCGAGAGGAAGGAAACUGCAUCCUGCUAAUACCGCUCUCAGAGGUGUUGUCCAUCGAGAAAGCCGAGAGCACCAGCCUUCUUCCCAACCCCGUCAUCGUGAGCAUUCGGACUAAGAAGGCGUUUCAGCUGAUCGAGCUGCAGGACCGAGACGAGCUGGUGGAGAACCUGAACUCCAGACUCCGAGCUCUGCAGUGGAAACAGUCCAUGUUCCGUAACAAGAAAGACGGCAAGAGGAAGGUGAGCUCGCCGACCCCUUACUACACCUUCUACUACGACACUGGGUACUCUGAUGAAGAGGAGAUAGAGGAGCAGGUUCUCCGUAAUACUAUCAACAGUGAAGCUCUGAUGACGGCUUUCCACCAGAACCAACCAGGAGCCAACGGCAACAAGAGCACGGAGCAGGAGAAGGAGCGUCUGUGGGACGAUCAUUUCUCAGAGUUCGGUCGAGGCGUCCACAUGUUCCGCACAGAGAAGAUCCAAAGACUGGUCGCCAUGGGGAUACCAGAGUCCCUACGUGGAGAGCUGUGGAUGACGUUCUCAGAUGCAUCCUCUGAGCUGGAGUCCCAUCAGGGCUACUACACCAGCCUGGUGCAGAAGUCGAUGGGUCAGAGCAGCCUGGCCACGGAGGAGAUCGAGAGAGACCUUCACCGAUCUCUACCAGACCAUCCCGCUUUCCAAAACCCCACCGGCAUCGCUGCAUUGAGACGCGUCCUCACCGCCUACGCUCACCGCAACCCCAAGAUCGGAUACUGUCAGUCGAUGAACAUCCUGGCGUCCGUGCUGCUGCUCUACGCUAAAGAAGAAGAAGCUUUCUGGCUGCUGGUGGCCGUUUGUGAGAGGAUGCUGCCUGACUACUUCAACCGCAGAGUCAUCGGAGCUCAGGUGGACCAGUCUGUGUUUGAGGAGCUGAUCAGGGAGCGUCUGCCCGAGCUGGCUGAAAGUGUUCCCGACCUCUCCACCCUCUCCUCCGUCUCCCUCUCGUGGUUUCUCACGCUCUUCCUCAGCGUGCUGCCCUUCCACAGCGCCGUCUGCGUGGUCGACUGUUUCUUCUUCCAUGGAAUCAAAGCCAUCUUCCAGCUGGGGCUGGCAGCGCUGGAGGCCAACGCUACACGUCUCUCUGCCAGCACGGAUGACGGACAGGCACUCAUGAUCCUCACGAGUUUCCUGGACCAGGUUGGAAGUGAGGAGUCGUCUUGUCCUCCGUCUUCCCCGCCUGCUGCUGCUGCUGCUGCUGCAGAGACGAGUAGCAGCGACUCCGAGAUUCCAGCUGUGAGACCCACAAACAUCACACACCUCAUUAAUGACUCCUACGAGAAAUUUGGAGACCUGUCGGUGAGGCAGAUCGAGAAACUUCGCUGUAGACACAGAAUCCAAGUUCUGCAGGCUCACGAAGACACCAUCAAAGAAAACACUCUCAGACUGGUCAUUCCAGAUGUUUCUAUCUCUCCAGAGAACUUGACUGAUGUCUACGACCUCUUCAAGACGGAGCACUUCAUCAGUCUGUACUGGGGGGACAGCAGCUCUGCAGCAGCGGCGGAGGCGGCUGCAUGGCGUUACACUGACUCCGGUCGCUCCUUCAUCGAGCGUCAGUACCGGCUGGACCGGCCGCAGUUUAAGAGUCUGUACGGGCUGCUGGUGCCGUGGCCCGGGGGUGAGAACCAGCAUGCCGACACGCUGGCCAACCGCACCUUCACCCUGCUGGACCAGAACCAAGACAACCUGGUCACGUUUAGGGAGUUUUCCAGCUGGCUGGACACUUUGUACUGUGAAGAGCUGAAUGAGAAAAUCCGGUUAUUGUAUCGUCUGCACAUCCCACCAGCUCUGACAGAAAGUGAGGACGACCCCUCUCUGAUGAAGAGCCCCCUGGUGUCCACAAACAGACCUCUCUAUGUGAACCUGCCCGACGAUGUUGAAGAAGAAGUGAAGGACUAUCACAAGCAGCUGAAGCAGAUGCUGCAGGAUUUGGUGAAAGAGAAGGAGAAAGAUGUGGAGAAGCCUCUGCCUCUCAUGAACCAGCGGGAGUUCAUCCAGUUCUGUAAAACGCUCUACAGCAUGUUCCACGGGGCCCCCGAGGAGAACGACCUCUUCCAGGCCAUCGCUACGGUAACCAGUUUGGUGCUGCAGAUCGGAGAGGCGGGGCAUCGUGCGCACGGCUCAUCUUCAGAGGUCUCAGAAGCUGAACCCGCGCAGGAGUCCGCUGGGGAUGCGGGUAUCGUAAAGACGGCAGAAAAGGACUGGACGAUCAGCUUCGCUCAGAUCCUGGCGUCUCUGCUGACCGAGCAGGCGCUGGUGAACUUCUUCGAGAAGCCGGUGGAUCUGACUGUGAAAAUCUCCGAAGCUAAAGAGAAGCAGUAUCACCAGCGGGCCGGUCUGCUCUCUCUGCAGCAAGGGAACAGAUGACUGAAGAGUGACACGGCCCGAUUUCAUAUGACGACAAAAACAAUAUCAGUAUCAUUUGACAAAAUGUGAGAAGAUGUAGCAGCUUCAAUUUCAGAGGCUCAACAGCCUUCAUCAUCCAUGACAUUUACUUACAGAUAGUGACACUGCUGCAACCCCUGAACCACUUCUGCCUGUAACUGAAAACAGAAAGAUGAUCUCCAAGCCUCAGCAGCAGGUUGUGAACCGGUCGACUCGCUGGUAUCAGUAGGAACAUCAACAUGUGUGACUUUGUGCUAAAGGCCUGAAGAAAUGCUGCACAAAAAGGAUAAAUAUCGCCUUUUGAUAUCACCAUGAUGAUGCCUGUGGUUUAAGUCACGGCACCUUCAAAUCAGGAAUCCAUUAUGAAACAUUAACGACUGUUCAUAAGGUCAAUAAAACAAAACAUUAACUCUUUAUAAAUCAGUUAAAAGCCUGCAUUUGAUUAACUUUUUAAAGUUGCCAGGUUGUGAAACAUCUUUAAUGAGACAUUCCUCGUUAACAUUCAUGAAUAAGUCACUCUUAUUUUAUUAAUAAAGAUAAACUAUGUCGUAGGCCAUGAGGUCUAAUAUAAAUGUAUUUACACAUAUCCCUUGUGUAUAAAGUCAAAAACCAAAGCGUUUGAUCUGUAAUUAAUGAUGUAAAUAAAUUCAUUAUUCAAGUUUUAUAAUUUUCUGACAAAGUGUAAAUGUUCAGAAACUUGUAAAUAUGUUGAUUUUGAUCCAGAUUCUUUCUUUAACUACCCGGUGAUUUUCACAACCUGGCUUCAUGCUUCUUCUUUUUAAAGUUAUGACUUCAUUUUUGAAUGACGGAGCAGUGAUAAAGUAAAUUAAGUAACACUUAACAUGUUAGUCUCUUUAUGAAGGGCAGUCUGAUUAGGAAGUCAUUGCAGAACCGUGCAGAAGUAAGGACAGACCUAUUGCAUGCAUUCAGUGUUUUGUUUUUCAUUUUAUACCUUCUGUAUCAUUUUACAGUUUUCACAAACACACACCUCAAAAUAAAUAUUUUUUAAAACUUUUUUAAAUAACUGGUUAAUCAACAGUGUUCUGAAAAACCUGCACAAUGUAGCAAACACAGGAAACCACAGCUGGAAUGGUCUGAAUAAAAAGUGUUGCUUAAACACA